Molecule: messenger RNA, 3078 nt
Organism: Venustampulla echinocandica
Lineage: Eukaryota; Fungi; Ascomycota; Leotiomycetes; Helotiales; Pleuroascaceae
Exons: 6
Coding region: 1-3078 (1025 amino acids)
Molecular function (GO): ATP binding; ATP-dependent chromatin remodeler activity
Source: RefSeq, a predicted model, not a curated record
AUGUCGCACAUGGCAGGAGCAGAGGGCUACGAAGAAGAGCAAACAGAAGAUGAAGAUGAAGAGGCUUCUGAACCUGAAGGAAGGAAUCGAAGAGGCAGGGCAUUGUUUGAUGCUGAUGACUUAAAAGGAGUCACUGGAAUCGCUGUUAAUGACGAUACCGAUUCGGACGUCGAAAUAACGGAUGUCAAACCGCUGAAUCCUAGGAAUGGAAAGGAGAAGGAGAAGGCAGGGGAGAAGGUCGCAUGGUCCGACAACGACAGCGAUAACGCAUAUGAGAGAUUUAAAAGCCGAAAAUCCGUAAAACGGAAGAGGACGGCCGCUAUAAAGAAAUCCAUUAAUGCGAAGGCAAAAGAUGCUGCUACAAUUAGAAAGAACGGCAAGAGUAAUGGGGAGUCAAUACAGAAAAAGCCGAAAAUGUGGGGAGAGUUUGCUGAUCCCGAAUUGAUGGACGAAGAAGUGCCGGAAUAUCUUCUUGAGAGACGGAAGGAAUUUGAUGAAAAGCAUGAUAUGCUCCAAUCAGCAGGCCUUCAACUUCCCCCGCAGUAUGGCGAUAUCGAAUUUUCAGACGAUGAGCGACUUGCAGAACUUCAAGAACGACCUGAUUUUCCGCCAAGCGUCGAGCGAUCCCGGCCAUACAAAGACAUUAAAUUACCGCAUUCUCUCGGGGUCAUACCCGCCUCUAUUGCACAAUAUUUACGAGACUAUCAAGUAGAUGGGGUGGCUUUCCUUCAUGAGUUGUUUGUCUAUCAAAAGGGCGGCAUUCUUGGGGAUGAUAUGGGCCUGGGUAAAACAGUCCAAGUCGCUGCGUUUUUGACUGUGGCUUUCGGGAAGACAGGGGAUGAGCGCGAUGCAAAGCGACUUCGAAAAGUGAGAAGGACCCAUGGCAAACUUUGGUAUCCACGAGUGUUGAUAGUGUGCCCUGGAUCUCUUAUUGAGAAUUGGAAAAACGAGUUGACACGAUGGGGAUGGUGGCAUGUGGACAAGUACCACGGUGUCCCAGGGGAUAGGACUGCUGUGCUUCAAGCUGCCAUGUCUGGGCGAUUAGAGAUCGUCAUCACUACCUAUACGACUUAUCGAAAUCAUAAAGACCAGUUGAAUAUGAUACCGUGGGAUUGUAUAGUUGCGGAUGAAUGCCACCAAAUAAAGGAACGGUUCUCUGCAACAACUCAGGCGAUGAAUGAGGUCAACGCUCUAUGUAGGAUUGGUCUUACUGGAACGGCAAUUCAGAAUAAAUAUGAGGAGCUGUGGACCAUGCUAAAUUGGACUAAUCCUGGACGAUUCGGACCAAUAUCUACCUGGGUAUCCAGCAUCAGUGAACCUCUAAGGAUUGGGCAAUCACAUGAUGCUACAUAUUAUCAGUUGAAGCAGGCAAGGGUGACUGCAAAGAAGCUUGUCCAAAAUCUUCUUCCCCAAUUCUUUCUCCGCCGGAUGAAGAGCCUCAUUGCUCAUCAACUUCCGAAGAAAACGGAUAGAGUUGUAUUCUGCCAGCUUACGGGCGUCCAGAGCAAUGCUUAUGAGCAAUUCCUUGCUGGAGAAGUCGUAGAACUUGUCAGGCGCUCAUCUGAGCCUUGCGAAUGCAAUUCUGGGAAGCGGCGCGGAUGGUGCUGCCAUACUACUCUAUCCGGUACAAACACAAAGUGGCAGGCUUUGGUAUUCCCUGCCAUUACAACGCUCCAGAAGUUAUCAAAUCAUCUUGCCCUGCUCAUUCCGAAUUACAAGGACACGAGUGACAAGCAAAUGCGUGACUUGGAGUUUCUUAAAGGCAUGGUGCCAACCCGAUGGAAGGAGCUCUACGCAAAUCGUGAUUCUCUAUUCAACCUCUCAAAUCCGGAAUUCUGUGGCAAGUGGAAGGUUUUGAAGAAACUCCUUAAGUUCUGGCACGAAAAUGGUGACAAAGCUCUUAUCUUUUCUCACAGUGUUAGACUGCUGAAAAUGCUCGAACACCUGUUUAAGAACACGAGCUAUAACGUCAGCUUUCUUAGCGGAGAAAUGCCUUAUGAGGAUAGACAGAGGACCGUUGACGAAUUCAACUCUGAUCCUCAACAGUUCGUGUUCUUGAUUUCAACCAAAGCUGGAGGUGUCGGUUUGAAUAUCACCAGCGCUAAUAAGGUGGUCAUUUUCGAUCCGAACUGGAAUCCAAGUUAUGAUCUACAGGCCCAGGAUCGGGCAUACCGCAUUGGGCAGCUUCGAGAUGUCGAGGUUUUCCGCCUGAUAUCUGCCGGGACUGUUGAAGAAAUCGUAUAUGCGCGUCAGAUAUACAAGCAACAGCAAGCCAAUAUCGGAUACAAUGCCUCCCUCGAACGUCGAUAUUUUAAAGGUGUCCAGAACCAGAAGCAGCAGACGGGCGAGAUCUUUGGCCUUCAUAACCUGCUGACUUUUCAUGGGGAUUCGAUGGUGUUGCGAGACAUCGUCAAUAAAACCAAUGUUGCGGAAGCAAAGCGUGGUAUCGAUAUUCUCGACUUGGAUAUGGACGAUAUGUUGAAUGAUGAAGAUAACCCACUGAAGGUAGAUGAUGAUAAUGGCGAUGGAGCGAUGAGCCAAUUGGCCGCCCUCAUCGCAGAAGGUGACGAUUUAAAAACGAUCAAACCCGCAUCUAAAUCUCAAGCGAGAACGGACCCCGUACAAGCUAUCUUAGCAUCUGCAGGAGUGCAGUAUACACACGAGAACUCGGAGGUCGUUGGCUCCUCGAGAGUGGAAGCAGAGCUCAGUCGUCGAGCCGAGGAAACGGGGAAUGAUUUCAACUACGGGGAAGAAAGACUAUUCUCGGAGUCACAAUCGCAGCCGACUGACCCAGGAAAAAUUCAAUAUCAGUUCCAUCCUCCCGAAGAUGUCAUGGUCAGACAGUUGUGUACCAUGGCGGAGACUUUCGGUUUCGCGAAUGCCACGGAAUUUGCUUUGGUUGUUGAAGGGUGGACACAGAAGCAGCGGACCGACUGUUUGGAAAGAUUUUAUUUAAAGAGAAGAGAACGGCUUGCGGAGCUGGAGGCAAAAAGUAUUCCAGGUAAUGGGGUUUCUGGGAAUGGGUUCGGCGUUGGCACGGACACGGGCACGGACACGGAUGACGACGAUGAACUUUAA